AUGUAUGCAGGGUGCUGUAACGGUGACUUCUUUACUGAGAAGAUGUCCAUCAGCCUGAUUGAGCGCGGGAAUCCGUCCCGGAGUCUGGAGCAGGUGUGCCGCUGGGCAAACACCCAGCAGAGGCUCGACCCCGAGCACGCCGAGCAUCACGACCACGCUAUCUUCCUCACCAGGCAAGAUUUUGGUCCCGCAGGUUACGCCCCGGUAACAGGCAUGUGCCACCCGCUGCGGAGCUGCACACUCAACCACGAAGACGGCUUUUCCUCUGCCUUUGUGGUGGCGCACGAAACCGGACACGUGCUGGGAAUGGAGCAUGAUGGCCAGGGAAACCGCUGCUCGGAUGAGACCAGUAUGGGCAGCAUCAUGGCUCCGCUGGUCCAGGCCGCGUUUCACCGCUACCAUUGGUCCCGCUGCAGCAAACAGGAGCUCAACCGAUACAUCCACUCAUAUGACUGUCUUCUGGAUGAUCCGUUUGAGCUGAAAUGGCCUAAACUCACAGAGCUUCCCGGGAUAAACUACUCCAUGGAUGAGCAGUGCCGCUUUGAUUUCGGUGUGGGGUAUAAGAUGUGCUCCGCAUUCCGUACAUAUGACCCGUGUAAGCAGCUGUGGUGCAGUCAUCCUGACAAUCAGUACUUCUGUAAGACCAAGAAGGGCCCGCCGGUGGACGGGACGGAGUGUGCACCGGGAAAGUGGUGUUUUAAAGGCCACUGCAUCUGGAGGUCGUCCCAUGAGCCCUACGGACACGACGGAGGCUGGAGUUCCUGGGGAAAGUUCGGCUCGUGUUCUCGUACCUGCGGAGGAGGCGUUCGGUCCCGCAACCGCCAGUGCAACAACCCUGUGCCGGCGUAUGGAGGUCGUGAUUGUCCGGGAUCAACUUUGGAUUAUCAUGUGUGUAACACAGAGGACUGUCCCGGCCCAUACGAGGACUUCAGAGCGCAGCAGUGCGUCCAGCGCAGCAACAAAUACCACAAUAACAUCAAACACACGUGGCUGCCAUACGAACAUCCUGAUGAGGCUCAUAAGUGCGAGUUGAGCUGCCGCUCUAAAGAGACGGGUGAAGUCGUCUUCAUGAACCAGGUGAUGCAUGAUGGGACGCGCUGCAGUUACACGGAUCCGUUCAGCGUCUGCGCUCGAGGAGAGUGUCUGAACGUCGGCUGUGAUAAGGAGGUGGGAUCGUACAAACAGGAGGAUAAAUGUGGCGUCUGUGAGGGAGACAAUUCACACUGCCGAACCGUCAAACUCACGCUCACCAAAACCCCCAAGAAGACAGGUUUGCUGAAGAUGUUUGAUAUUCCUGCUGGAGCUCGGCACAUUGUGAUCGAGGAGAAUGAAACGUCGCCUCAUGUAAUUGCUGUUAAAAAUCAGGUCACUGGCAGUUUUAUCUUGAACGCCAAGGGAGAAGAAAUCACGUCCAAGACUUUUAUUGAGAACGGCCUGGAGUGGGAAUAUUCGGUGGCAAACGGCAAAGAGUCGCUGAAGACCGUCGGGCCGCUGCACGAAGGCAUCGUGGUGCUGGUCGUCCCGCAGGCCGAGGACACCAAGAUCAGUUUGAGCUUCAAAUACAUAAUUCAUGAAGAUCUUCUGCCGGUCAUCACCAACAACAAUGUCUUGCUGGCCGAACUGGACACGUACGAGUGGGCGCUGAAGAGCUGGUCGCACUGCUCCAAACCCUGCGGCGGAGGUGUCCAGUACACUAAAUACGGCUGUCGGAGGAAGAGCGACGGGCGUUUGGUUCACAGGAACUUCUGUGAGAUCAAUAAAAAGCCCAAACCCAUCCGCAAACGCUGCAACACCAACAGCUGCAGCCAGCCCACGUGGGUGCUGGAGGAGUGGGGUCCGUGCAGUAAAUCCUGCGGGAAGCUGGGAUAUCAGUCUCGGGUGGUCCAGUGCAUGCAGCCGCUCCAGAACGGCACCAACAAACCCGUUCACACCAAAUACUGCAGCGAGGAGCGUCCUGAGACCCGCAGAGCCUGUAACACCAGCACCUGCCCGUCUCAGUGGAGGACCGGAGCAUACACACAAUGUUCGGGGAGCUGCGGUGAAGGGAUCCAGCAGCGGCAGGUCAUCUGCAAGCCGUCUGAAGGACAGUGUGAUGCUGACAAACCCGAGUCUGUGUCCGUCUGCAAGCUUCCUCCCUGCACAGGAGAGCCAUCUUUACUCAGUCCCACUAAAGAUAUACUGGAGAAUUUGACCACUGAGGAGGAGAAACCAGCGGAAAACACUCUGGAUAAAGACUCUAAUGAGCCGUGUCUGGGUGACAAGUCCAUCUUCUGUCAGAUGGAGGUUCUGGCGCUCUACUGCUCCAUCCCGGGAUAUCAGAAGCUCUGCUGCGAGUCCUGUAACAGGAAGUUGGGUUUCAGUACGCUUUCUCCAGACGUUCAUCCUCCCUUCUCAUGGCUUCCGGAUUUCACCUUUCCUCCUCUUCCUCAAACGAGUCCUGCUCCGACUCAGACGUCUGUUCCUCCGCUCGUCCACAGCACUAAAGCAGCUCGCAGGAGACCUCGGCCCACUUCCUCCAGCCCUAAAGCGGACGCGACCACUUCCUGUCCCUCACCUCUACCUCCAGACACACUCCAGAUCCAGGACUCGCUCGCCUCGACCCGAGUCCCGGUCACAUGAUCACUAACCAAUCACACAGCAGCUACUGGUUACCUCAGAACGAACCGACGUCACCCACAAUCCUCUGCUCCGGGAGAAACUGAGCUGUUUUGUGUCUUCAGGACUACUAGACGCGUCUUCAGCGUGUUUGUGAUUAUUCGCUCGUGUAGAUCGUAGCUGUGUUGUUUUGAGUCUAGCUGCGGAUCUGGUGUAGUUCUGUGAUCGAACAGUUUAACCCUCAAAAAA
Messenger RNA from Cyprinus carpio (common carp), 2844 nucleotides. Its product is annotated as A disintegrin and metalloproteinase with thrombospondin motifs 14-like. Gene Ontology annotation, biological process: extracellular matrix organization; proteolysis. Gene Ontology annotation, molecular function: metalloendopeptidase activity. Gene Ontology annotation, cellular component: extracellular matrix. The transcript has 18 exons. The record is from RefSeq and is a predicted model, not a curated record. Bases 1 to 2619 code for a protein of 872 amino acids. Lineage: Eukaryota; Metazoa; Chordata; Actinopteri; Cypriniformes; Cyprinidae.